UUUCAACUCGCUUUAUCCGUUUUGGAUCGUAAGCUGUCCGGCUUUCGGGAUUCGUUAGUCGUUUCGUCCAAAUGGACUAGCAAGUUCAGACAGGAGCUCGACACAUACCCACUCUGCUCAAAUGAACGAUUGACCGAUAGCUUGCCCAUUUGUGAUGCAUGUCAUAUUUCAGGGCGGAUAGCGACAAUUUCAACUACACUUUCAGGAAAGCCAUACGAUCGUGAGACAUUCGAGGUGCUAGAAGUGAGUCCUUCGACAACUACCUCUCUUCAGUCGUGUUUCUACAUUGCACUUUUGAGGAAGAAACAUGAAGACGUCAUGUUCUCGAUGGGAAGAUUUUGUGCACGGAGAGCGUCCGUCUAUCAU
This is a messenger RNA of Cantharellus anzutake, 366 nucleotides long. RefSeq lists its product as uncharacterized. Gene Ontology annotation, cellular component: nucleus. The transcript is spliced from 2 exons. NCBI's taxonomy places the organism in Eukaryota, Fungi, Basidiomycota, Agaricomycetes, Cantharellales, Hydnaceae. The record is from RefSeq and is a predicted model, not a curated record. The annotation marks the transcript as partial.